GCAGAUAGACAGAUAGCAGCAGAGAGAGCAAGACAGAUUGGGGACGUUAUCCGAGUUUGGGCUGUUAAAUUGAGGGAAAUUUUAAAUUCUCUGAAAUUUUACAGAGAUGUUUGUAGGACUUUUGGGCAUUUAAUUUUUGCCCAGAUAUUAGACUUUUGGGGCCUAUUUUUCUAUAGUUUGGGAUUUUUAUUUUUAUUUUUUUGCCUGUAUUUAGAUGAUUAAUGUCUACUUCACCUCUCAAGAUUUUUAGACUGUAGGAGUAGUGUUUUAUCUGUGUGUGUGUGUGUGUGUGUGUGUGUGAUAUAGUAAACCAUGGAGCUGGAGCAUUUAGGCGGCGGGGGGGUUAAACCCGAGAGGGACAGCAGUCGUCUCUACAAGAUAGCUCUGGCCAUGUGUGUGUUACUCUGUGCCGCUCUGCUUCUUGCUCUCAUACUAGUGUCUCAAAAAUCCAGUCAGGAGGAGUUCUGUCUGACCCCAGAAUGCAUUGAAGCAGCUGGGUCUAUUCUAAGUAAAAUGGAUCAAUCUGUAAACCCCUGCGAGGAUUUUUAUGCUUUCUCUUGCGGUGGGUGGCUGAAGGAGAACCCAAUUCCUGAAGAUUCGUCCUCUUACGGCAUCUACCCCUGGCUUAGGCAGCAUGUUGACAUCCGGCUUAAAGAAUUACUGCAAGCUCCUUCUGACCCUGACGAACUUGAAGCAGUGACCAAAGCUAAGACCCUGUACCGCUCCUGUUUGAAUGAAACUCUAUUGGAGGAGCUGGAUGCCAAACCAAUGCUGAAAACACUUAAACAGCCAGAGUUUCGGUGGCCUGUUGUGGGUGACGGGCGCGGUGGGGAAUAUCAGUGGUUGGAGAGUCAGUGGAGCCUCCUGAAGACGCUGGCAGCGAUGAGGAAUCAGCACAGUAAGAGCGUCCUGAUUCGCCUGUACGUCUCCCCUGAUGACAAAAACUCCUCUCACUACAUCAUCAAGCUCGAUCAGGCAUCCUUGUCUCUGCCUUCCAGGGAAGACUACAUCACCAACACCUCCUCUGCUCAGGCGUAUCGUGCGGCGCUGCUCAGUUUGAUGGUGGAUGUGGCCGUCAUGCUGGGCGCCCCAGAGAAAGACGCUCUGACCCAGAUGGAAAAGGCUCUCGCCUUUGAGACCAAAGUGGCUCAUAUCCUGAUUCCCUAUGAAAACCGCACCAGCGAGAGCAUGUACAACAAAUACACGCUCUCUCGCUUGCAGCGCUCAAUACCUCAGUUCGAUUGGCUUAAUUUUGUAAAAACUGUGGUGGAGUCUAAAGGUGACCCGGAUCGAUCCAUCUCCUCCUCUGAGCCUGUCAUCGUCAGAGUUCCACAGUAUUUCAAGGAACUUAUGAAGCUCAUCGAGGCCACCGAUCCCCGGACGGUAGCGAACUACGUGCAGUGGAGGACAGUCUUUUCCCGGAUAACUGCUCUGAGCCGUCGUUUCCUCUACAGAUACCUUGACUACGCUCGGGUAACCACAGGAACCACCUCUCUGACCCCGCGCUGGGAUAAGUGUGUUAACUACGUGGAGAACUCACUUGUUUAUGCCACCGGCCGCCUUUUUGUCAACACACACUUCCAGGAGGACAAGAAACACAUGAUGGAGGAGCUGAUCGACGGCAUCCGCUGGGCGUUCAUCGACAUGCUGGAGAAGGAGAAUGACUGGAUGGAUGAUUUAACCAAGAAGCGAGCUGUGGAAAAGGCACAUGCAGUCCUGGCUAAGGUUGGCUACCCAGAAUUUAUUUUGAAUGACACCUACCUCAUUGAAGAUUUGAAGCAGCUAGAGUUAAAAGAGAAUGACUACUACGGCAACGUGAUGCAGACACUGAAGUUCAUCGCUCAAUCCGAUCUCUCCUGGCUACGAAAGAGCGUCCCACGCACAGAGUGGUUUACAAACCCAACAACCGUGAACGCCUUCUAUAGUUCAUCCACAAAUCAAAUCAGAUUUCCUGCUGGAGAGCUUCAAAAACCCUUUUUCUGGGGAAAAGAGUAUCCAAGAUCUUUAAGUUACGGUGCCAUCGGGGUAAUAGUUGGACAUGAGCUAACUCACGGCUUUGACAAUAACGGUCGCAAGUAUGACAAAAAUGGCAAUCUUGAACAGUGGUGGAGCAACUCGUCUAUAGAGGCCUUCAAUGAGAAGACCCAGUGUAUGAUUGACCAGUAUAAUGGUUAUCACUGGAAGGAGGCGGGCCUAAAUGUGCGGGGUAAGAGGACCCUGGCAGAAAACAUAGCAGACAAUGGAGGAAUAAGAGAAGCAUUCAGGGCGUACAGGCGGUGGGUGGAUGAGACCAGAGGUGGUGUGGAGGAGCCUCUGCUGCCUGGAGUUGGACUGAACAACAACCAACUGUUCUUCUUGAGCUACGCACAUGUGAGAUGUAACACAUACAGACCAGAAGCGGCCAGGGAGCAGAUCCAAAGUGGAGCUCACAGUCCACCAAAAUACAGAGUUAUUGGAGCGAUGAGUAACUACGAGGAAUUUCGGAAAUCAUUCAAGUGUUCCGAGUCGUCGAUUAUGAACAGAGGAGCACAAUCCUGCCGGGUGUGGUAACCUUCGACCUCAGCGUGAUACUCCCGAAAAGGCUGAUAAUGCUGUAUUUAUCCAACAUAGUUUACAUGAUAAGGGAACAACAUUAAAAUGAAGUAGAGUUGUUCUCACUGAAACACCCUAACACAUACACAGCGUUUGGGUAAGUGUGGAUCUUUGAACUGAAGCCGCUUUCAAUUGGCUAACAAGAAAAUUUUAACUUUUUAAAGUCAUCUUUCUUCCUUAUGUCACAUACAUUAAGGUUGAAGAUUCUUAUAAAGGACCACAGUUACAGGGUUGGAGACAAACAUGUUUUUGUGAAAUUACAACAACACAGCUAUAUGUGCUGUACAUGCAGCUAAAUAAAAGCACUGCAUUUACAUGAACUGCAUUUCUUCUGAGAAUUUAUGUAAUGUAAAUGUACAAUGAUGAGAACUUUUCUACUGAUUACAAAAAUAUAUUCCAGGUUGUUUUUUGUGACUGUAGGAUACAGAUAUAUCAGCUCAGCUCGCAUUUAUUUGUCAGCAGCCCAAAUUCUGAACACUGUACACCAAAGAUUAGUUCUUUAAGUAAAGUUAUGUUACUUAAUAUUAUUUUAUUUUGAAAACCAGUAUUAUAGAAACAAAGUGAUCUUAAUGUACCGGUGUAUGUACAUCUAGCAAACUAGAUCAGGUACUUUGUCUGUGAGUUGGAAUUUGAGUGUAUGUGUGUGAGUGUGUGUGCAGGCCCAGAUUUUCCUUUGACAGUCUUGCCUUCUGUUUUGCUUUGUUUCAAUCUUGUGUCAGACAUUUAUAUUCAUUGCGCUGCAGUUCAGCCCGAGGCAAAUGAACUUACAGAAUUACAAGCACUCAAACUGCAGCAUGCGCUCUCAUUUGUCUUUGUGUCUCCGUCAGUGGACUGCACCGCUGAGGUGCAUUCACACACCAACAUGAUGUUUCUUGGGAAUGAUAGGAAUACUGUAUGAUGCAUAGUUUAAAAUUUUCGCCAGAAAAUGGGAAAGAAGUAUCUGCUGUAAUGAUUUAGCUGUGAUUUGUUGACUUGGUAUCAGCCCGCUGGUCUUUUUCUUCAUUUAGCAUUUUGUUUUUGAUAAAGAAAUCUGUAUUUAGUGAAAUUACACGUAUCAUUUUAGAAUUAAAUCUACCGAUUAAAAUCAUGAAACAAGUAUUAAUUGAGUUAUUUGAGUUUUUAAAAUUUCUGUAAAGCUUUUUUUAGUGUUACUGCCAAACAGUAGUGCUAAUGUUUGAUUCUGUGCCAAUUAUACAGCUGUUGAGACCUUUUGGUAAACCCCCCUGCCAACAACUGGUUAGUAGGGAAAAACGGGUAUUUCUGAUCUGACUGGAGAACAGUUGAUGGCGGUCUCUACACUGUAAAAAAAUUAAAUAAAAACCAACCAAACAAACAAAACAAAGAAUGUGUUGUUAAUUUUCUGCCAGUACAUUGUCUGUUUUUUCUUUCUUUGUUUGUUUGUUUCUGUAAAUAACAAAUGGUAAAAAAAAAAAAAGUGACUAAAUUCCUAAUAAAUUCUCUUAUUUUAAAAUAGUACAUUGUGCUGUAUUUUUACAGAUUUUUUUUUAAGUGUCUGUUAAAUUAGUCAGAUAGAGCUACACACAAAAAAAGGUUUUCAGGAGGUCAGGACUAAAAGAAAAAUUAUGAUACUUAAUUCAAAAUCAUAUACAACUGGAUUAACUUGUAAAUAACAUCAAUUUGAAAUAGAAAAUCAGAUUUAUUGUGAUCAAUGGGCAAGCCCUAGUCCUGUAACUUUACUGUCAGUAUUUUAGUAGUACAAUAUCCACUGUAGAAAUGAUUAGAUUGAAACCAGUGUAUAUCAUUACAGGUCUUUGUCUUCCUUUUUUCAUUAUUAUUAUUAUGUCUUCUGUUUUACUUCGAAUGUUUUUGUAAGUUAAUAUGUGACAAACUUUUCAUUGUAAUUAUAAAUUUGUAUGCCGUCAUAAUGGUCCACUGAUUCUGUUCUUCAGUUUUGUUUUGUUUUUUAGGUUCCAAUAAAA
This is a messenger RNA of Pelmatolapia mariae (spotted tilapia), 4532 nucleotides long. It is a transcript of the gene phex, whose product is annotated as phosphate regulating endopeptidase homolog, X-linked. The transcript has 22 exons. Gene Ontology annotation, cellular component: plasma membrane. Gene Ontology annotation, molecular function: metalloendopeptidase activity. The coding region runs from base 313 to 2550 and encodes 745 amino acids. Lineage: Eukaryota; Metazoa; Chordata; Actinopteri; Cichliformes; Cichlidae. The record is from RefSeq and is a predicted model, not a curated record. Gene Ontology annotation, biological process: protein processing.